AUGAGUGAAGAUAAAAUUUCGAAGAAUGAGCUGAAACGCCGCAUGAAGGCAGAGCAGAAGGCAAAAGAGAAGGCAGAAAAAAAUGCCGCCCAACUAAAAGGUGUGGUCAAACACAAGCCAGAAUCCUCCGCGCAGGAACGCGAAGUAGAUGAGGAGGAAAUGGACGCUGGUGAGUUUUUCAAAUUGCGAAUGAUGGCCGUGGCCCAAAUGAAACUCCAGGGUGAGCAUCCAUAUCCGCACAAGUUCCAUGUCGACAUUUCCCUGCAGAAUUUCAUCGACAAGUACAACCAUCUUGAGCCUGGCCAGGUGCUCACUGAUGUCAAGUUGUCUUUGGCCGGUCGUUGUCAUGCCAAGCGAGAAUCCAGCCAAAAACUUAUCUUCUACGAUUUGCGAGGCGAAGGAUCCAAGAUUCAGGUGAUGGCCAAUCUAUCGUAUUAUGAGAACGAAGAAGCUUUUUAUAAGAUCCAUAGUAAAUUACGUCGUGGCGAUAUUGUUGGUGUGCAGGGUCAUCCAGGCAAGACCAAAAAGGGUGAGCUCUCCAUUAUCCCCGUCCAUAUGGAGUUGUUGUCGCCAUGCCUUCAUAUGUUGCCACAUCUUCAUUACGGUCUGAAAAAUCAAGAGACUCGCUAUCGGCAACGCUAUCUUGACCUCAUUAUAAACGAUUCGACCCGGCAGAAGUUUAUUGUGCGCGCCAAGGUCGUCAACUUUGUACGUAAAUUCCUCGACUCGCUGGGCUUCCUCGAAGUUGAAACGCCUAUGAUGAAUAUGAUCGCCGGAGGAGCGGCCGCCAAACCUUUUAUGACGCACCACAAUGAGCUGGAUAUGGAUCUGUACAUGCGGGUUGCGCCUGAGUUGUACCAUAAAAUGCUCGUCGUAGGCGGCCUUGAUCGCGUCUAUGAGAUCGGUCGUCAGUUCCGAAACGAAGGUAUUGAUCUGACUCAUAAUCCUGAGUUUACCACCUGCGAGUUCUAUAUGGCUUACGCCGAUUACAACGAUCUCGCAGUGAUCACUGAAAAGAUGAUUUCUCAAUUGGUGUACGAGAUUACUGGCGGAUACAAGGUAAAGUACACGCAAGUCGAUGGCACCGAGUUCGAAAUCGACUUUACCCCGCCAUUCCGGCGAAUUCACAUGUUACCUGACCUCGAAAAGGCGUUAGGUAUGCAGCUGCCAGCUCCCGACCAGUUCCACACAGCGGAAACGAACAAGCUUCUGUCAGACAUCUGCGUAAAGCGCGAAGUCGAGUGUUCUGCACCGCGUACAACAGCUCGUUUAUUAGAUAAACUCGUAGGUGAGUUUCUCGAGGUGCAAUGCAUCAACCCGACGUUCAUUCUCGACCAUCCAGAGAUCAUGAGUCCGUUGUCUAAAUGGCAUCGGUCGAUCAAGGGCUUAACGGAGCGAUUCGAGUUGUUUGUGGCAAAGAAGGAAAUUGUUAACGCAUAUACUGAGCUAAACGAUCCGCUCAUACAGCGGGAACGCUUCGAGCAGCAGGCAAAGGACAAAGCCGCUGGUGAUGACGAAGCGAUGUUCGUGGACGAAAAUUUCUGUAUGGCACUCGAAUAUGGCUUGCCACCCACCGGCGGUUUUGGUCUGGGUAUAGACAGGCUUGUCAUGUUUUUGACAAACUCCAACAAUAUCAAGGAAGUUUUACUCUUCCCCGCCAUGCGACCAGAUGACAAUAGACCGUCGGCGACCACGGAACAUGUCUCACAACAACAAUAA
Molecule: messenger RNA, 1719 nt
Organism: Varroa destructor (honeybee mite)
Lineage: Eukaryota; Metazoa; Arthropoda; Arachnida; Mesostigmata; Varroidae
Gene: LysRS
Product: Lysyl-tRNA synthetase
Biological process (GO): lysyl-tRNA aminoacylation
Cellular component (GO): aminoacyl-tRNA synthetase multienzyme complex; cytoplasm; mitochondrion
Molecular function (GO): tRNA binding; ATP binding; lysine-tRNA ligase activity
Source: RefSeq, a predicted model, not a curated record